Molecule: messenger RNA, 1144 nt
Organism: Onychostruthus taczanowskii (white-rumped snowfinch)
Lineage: Eukaryota; Metazoa; Chordata; Aves; Passeriformes; Passeridae
Product: disrupted in schizophrenia 1 homolog
Exons: 3
Biological process (GO): cilium assembly; neuron migration
Cellular component (GO): mitochondrion; centrosome; microtubule
Source: RefSeq, a predicted model, not a curated record
CGCAGCCGCAGCCCCGGCCGGGCGGUACCGACAGGCGGCGCCGCCGCGGCGGGCCCAGUUGAUCGCCAGCAAUUAAUGCCAGCGGGCUCUCUUCGUACAAAGAAGCUGGCAAGAAAACCUGGAUACAUGAGGCCAGAAGCUCAGCGACAGAUCGAGUUCCAGUCCGCGGGUGCCUGUGCAGGGUGCAGCCCAGCAGAGCUCCAGCAUGGCAGCCAGCUCUGCGGAGGCCCCCAGGGCUGUGCUCUGCACAGACAGUGCCAAAAUGACUUGGAGUUCCUGCGCUGUAGUGCAGCGAGUAGUGCUGUAGCUCCUGCUAAUGGGGUGACAACCUUGGCCGCUACUGGGAACGCUCCAGGAUGCUGUGAAAAUCUUUCCUGUUGCAAUGGUCCACGGUCAGAUAGCACAGGGACAGGGGUCUGCCCUGCUGCCACAACAGGCAAAGGAGAUGCUUCUGCUGUGUGCUGUACGUGGCAGAAAAGCCGCGGCACCAAAGUGAGCAAGCCCCCAAACAUGUAUGCUUUGGAUCAGACAGAAGUGAAUAACAACUGUGAAUAUCAAAAUAGAGAUGGUAUUUCUCAUUCUGCCGGUGCACAGGAUAGCUUUAGAUCAAGUUUCAGCUUCAUACAGCUCUCCCUGAACGCAGCCUCUGGAGUAAAUGAUGUGGAAGGCAAAUCUAUUGAGGAAGAUGAGAUUGUUCUGCAUCCCAAAACCACAGGCAAUCUGCAGAAGCCAGAAGAGAUGGCACAAACUCAUGAGCACUUGGGAGAUUUGUGUUGCUCCUCCAGUUCUGGUGAAGAUUUGCAGCAUGAACGUGAGAGCCCAGUAAAUAACAAAUUACAGGACUGUGAGUCUGUCUCUCUCUUGGAUAUAGAUGCAACAUUUUCAUAUUCUACAGAUUCCUCGGAUGCAGCAUCUGCUGGCUCUUCUGUCACCUCAGGCUAUGAAAGUAGCUUUACUGUCAGUGACCAUAACUGGGAUACUUUGAUGAAAAAAUAUGAACCGGUGCUACAGGAUUGCUUGCUUGGCAACCGCAGUAAUUUAAAGUUAAAAUCCUUGAUCUUACGGCUUCAGAGGCUUCAGGAAAAAGCAGUAGAGGAAGAUGACUAUGAUAGAGGUGAGAAUUGCUCCUCCCUGCUCCCCACUG